This is a messenger RNA of Melanotaenia boesemani (Boeseman's rainbowfish), 3584 nucleotides long. RefSeq lists its product as uncharacterized. The record is from RefSeq and is a predicted model, not a curated record. The transcript is spliced from 5 exons. NCBI's taxonomy places the organism in Eukaryota, Metazoa, Chordata, Actinopteri, Atheriniformes, Melanotaeniidae. Bases 380 to 1978 code for a protein of 532 amino acids.
CAGAUAAUGCUUAUAUUAUUUUAGCAAUAUUGUGCAUUGAUAAUUAAUAUUGUAUGUGUAAAUUCACUGCAAUGCUGCAAUUGGGAGGCAACAGAAAUAGACUAAAUUGCAUGGUAGUCAACACAUUGUACUAUAAGGUGUAACUAAGCUCAAGGAGUAGGGUAUAUACAUCUCCACUUUAAUUUACUGGUCAUUGUUUUCUUUGCAUUACAGGAUCUUUGUGGCGGCAAGUUUAUCCCUUGUUUUCCUGUCCAACCCCGCUGAUUUUGCCCGAUUCUGCCCUACCGCUGAUUUCUGUUGAGAGAAUUCCCUUCUUGCAAAGUAGAGGAUUUCAUCAGUUUUUGUGUGCAAAACUCCAGGCUCUAAAGAUUGUUGAAAGAUGUCGACACCAGCAAAGCUGCGAGUAAUCUUGGGAGAAAACAACUCACACAAAUUGAUUUUCCCAGAUGGCAUUCCAGGAUCUGUCAGUGAACUUACAGAGAAUAUAAAAAAACAAUGUGGAAUACAAGGAAGUUUCAGACUUCAAUAUAUGGAUGUUGACUUUGGCAAUGAGUUCACCAACUUGGAAUCAAUGUCAGAUGUCAUGGAUAAAGGUACUCUUAGAGUAAUCUUGGAUGCAGAAACGCCUCGCCUAUCUGAUGGAUCUCCACCACCUUCGUACUCGGCGGCUGCAGCUUCCCAGUCAACGGAUGACCGCUCUUCAUUUGCAUCUGGUAACUCAUUUGACACAGAUAUCCUGUCUUCUUCUGAAUCAACCUCUUCUCGGUCAUCCAGUUGGCCCCUUGUUUUCAGCAUUCCUAAGUUUUCUUAUGAAAGUGAACUGCAGCUUGAAAAAGCCAACACAGCUUUCAGAGAAACUGGAUCCUUGUUGAAUCCUGAUGUAAAACUUAAGUCAGCAAUCAUGGAUGGUUUGAUGGAAACUAUUGUCAAGCACAAAGUGUACCUCUCUGAUGCAGAGUUCAGUGAGGUAGCAGCAGCUCUUAUAACGGCACAUCCUUGCUUGAAAGAGCCAGGUUCCAUAAGUGGAUUUGGUGGUUGGAAGACAAGUUUAAAAUAUAAACUUGGGAACUACAGAUCAAAGCUCAGGAGACUUGGAUGUCCAGAAGUGACUGUGAAUUCUCUGAAACAGAAACCUGAUGAUCGUUGCAGUCCUGCCUAUGGUGUUAAGAAACCUAAAAAGGCUGAAGUGAAUUACUGCCCACCAUAUCCAGCCGGUGAAACAGCUGAAACUUUGGAGCAGAUAAGAGUAAAACUCCUGUCUGAAGUAAUGAUCCGAAAUAAUGAAGACAAAGUAGCUGCCAUGAUGGACAAAACGUUUGCACUAAGACGUCUUGAGGUAGUCCAAGAUGCACCCAUGGUAGCGGAUUUCAAAGCAAGGUGGCCAGGUCUCUUUAAUGUGAGGGAGGUGAAAGCAGAAUUCAAGAGGAUAACCACAGUUGAGCUGCAGUCCAAGUUCUUCUUGCAACUUGAUGCACAUUCUGAAAACUUGAUGAAAGUGUUUGCCAGAAAAGGAGGAGUCCUCGGGAAAAAGAUAAAGGCAGUGAUGCUUCCAAUGACUCGGGCUGACAGCAUUGAUGUCAAAAGAGAAUGCAUCCUCAGAGGCUUGACAGUGUACUUAAAUGAGGAUCCACAAAAAUUUGUGAAGGACUACACGACUGAUGAUCAGUGUAUCGAAAGAGACCUGGCAGAAACGGUCUUUGGGAUCUAUGUGAUUCGACACAAUGGUGCAGACCCUGAUGACGAUCCUGAGGACAUUGGAAUCGUUUUGGAGGGGGUAGAGGUACUGAGUGGUUUGAGAAGUGUCCCAUUCGCAAUGGCAAUGUUUCUCGGACUUGUGUAUUCUCUGAACAUUAGUUACCCUCCAGAAUUAAAAUAUACAUUUGAAGCUGUGCAGAAAAUCAUAAUGGAGAUGGAAGGAAACAAGCUGUCAGCCAAAGUGCAAACUCUCAAAACACUGCUGGCACGUUCAUCAUUCUAAAAACGACAUUUUAGUGGCUGCCCAUACUAUUUCUUACUUACAAAGAUUGUUAGUUUCAUUUGCACUUUAAAGCAGUUUGUAAGAUGUAUUUGAUGUCUUAACUUUAUAACAAUUUUGAAAGCAAAAAGCUUUUAGUGGGCUGAGGAGAUUUAAGAGAAAUAUGGGAACAACAAUGUGACAUACUGAAGAUUGGAUAUCCAAGGACACCUUUUCUUUAUAUUUCAGGAGUUAAAAUAUAUGUUUGAAGCUGUUCAGGAUCUGCAAGGAAACGGGUGGUCAGCCAAACUUUCAAAACACAGCUGGUGUGGACAUUACUUAAAAAAAGGGAGAGCACACAAUUCACAGGCUGCCCAACUUACUGUUAUUUGUCUAUGAAUGUUAAAGAUUCAUGUUGCACUUUUAAAAGUCUGGAUUUUGGAAAAUUGUUGUCUUGCCAGUUUGUAAAAUAUUUCAAAUCAUCUUUUUCAACUUUUUUACACUUUUAUGUCAGUCAAAAGCUUUUAGCGUGCCAAGUAUAUUUGAAAAAAAGAAAUAUGUGAAGACUGGAUAUAAACACACUGUCUUUAUUUCCAGAAUUAAAAUAGAUAUCUGAAGCUGUUCAGAAAAUCAUUUUGUAUCUGCAAGGAAACGAGUGGUCAAAACACAGCUGGUGUGGACAUUACUUAAAAAAAAAAAAAAAGGGGGAGAGCACACAAUUCACAGGCUGACCUACUUACUGAUCUGUAUUUAUGAAUGCUAAAGUUUCAUGUUGCACUUAAAAGCGGUAGCUAAGUCUGGAUUUGGGAGAAUUCUAGCCUCAUCAGUUUAUUAAAGAUUUCAUAUUACAUUUUUCAACUUUUUCACUGUUUCAUCACGUCAGUCAAAAGCUUUUAGUGUGCCAAGCAGAUUUAAAAGAAAUAUGUGAACAGCAAUGUAAAAAACUGAAGACUGCAUAUAUCUUGUUGCAUCUUUUUCCUCGUUCUGUGAACUGUAAGGAGCGAUGACAUAUUGAGUAAAGUUGCACUUUAGUAUUUUUUUUUUUUUUUACUCAUAAAAACACAUGGUUUUCAUUUUUUUUUUUUUUUUUUGUAUUUAGUUGUAUCCACUUAGAUCUAUGUAAAUGUGCUGUAAGAAUGUUGACCUCCUUGGCAGGAGAACCAUUAAGGGUAUUGUUUUUUGUUUCAUUAUAACCUUAGUUAACCUCAUUUUGUCUUUCAUAAAGUAAGCACUACAAAUUCAUGUUUUUAGAAACUGUGUGCUGUUGUUUUAUGUUUUAUUAAUGUAAUUACUGAGUUUUGGUAAACCAUUGUCAACAUGUAAGACUAAACGGUCUUUACACAAAUAAGAGUUUGAUUGAAAGCAAAUAAGCUGUGUUUUUAUUCCAACUUUUGGCACCACACAUAAGAAGUAAAUAGUACAUGGACAGUGCUUUUAUCCAAAGCACUUUAAUACGCGUCAGAUUCAGCCAUUCACACCAGGGCUGAACGAUAUGGACAAAAUAUUCAUUCCAGAUGUCUCCAUAUCGAUACAAUAUAAAUAUGGGUUGGUGGAAAGCAAGCAUUUUUCAGAAAAUAUAAACGUAACACAGAAGAACAUUGAAAGUGCAUUUUAUUUGUGACUUCCAGAG